AUGGCAGAUCGUCUAGCUAAAAUAUUCGGUACUGAGGAGGACAAAGUUAACUGUCCUUUUUAUUUCAAGAUCGGUGCUUGCCGACAUGGAGAUACCUGUACUAGAAUUCACAACAAACCACCUCUCUCCUAGACUAUUGCUUUACCUCAUUUAUAUGAGAAUCCACCAGCUGCAGUAGCCUUUGCAGAUGGACUUAAUGUACCUCAAGAGGCAUUAGUCGAAGCAGUGAACCACUUUGAGGACUUUUUUGAGGAAGUUUUUAUGGAACUGGCUAAAUUUGGAGAGCUUGAAGAGGUUGUUGUUGCUGAUAACAUAGGAGACCAUAUGAUAGGCAAUGUCUAUGCUAAGUUUGUGACUGAGGAUUAGGCAAAUGGCGCAUAUAAUGGUCUUAAUGGCAGAUUUUAUGCAGGCAGAGUCAUUCUUGCAGAAUUCUCCCCUGUGACUGAUUUCAGAGAAUCUAAGUGUAGACAGUACAACGAGGGCUAAUGUGACAGAGGAGGAUAUUGCAAUUUCAUGCAUCCUAAGCAUGUUAGCAGAGAUCUAAAGAGACAGUUGUUCAAGCAAAUGUAUGACGAGCACCCUGAGUACAGGGAAGAUAGAAGAGAACGAAAAAAGAAUGAUCCAGUAAAGGAUAGAAGUAGGUCUAGGUCCAAAGGAGGUAGGGAUGAUGACAGAAGUAGAAAGCACAAGUCUAAUAGAUCUAAUUCAAGGUCUGAUUCAAGGCAUAAAAGUCACAAAAAGCACAGAAGUGACAGAAGUAGAGAGAAGAGAAGGUCAAGUAGAGAUAGAGUUGAUAGAAAUGAUAGAGGUGGUAACAGAGAUAAUGAUAGAGGUGGUAACAGAGACAAUGAUAGAGGUGGCAACAGAGAUAGUGAUAGAGGUGGCAACAGAGACAGAGAUAGAGGUCAUAGAGAUGAAAGAGAUAGAACUCACAGAGAUGAUAGAGAUAGAGAAAGAGAUAGAGGGGCUGAUAGAGAUAGAACAGACAGAGAAAGAGACGGUGGUCGAAGAGACCACAAAGAAUCAUCUAGAAGUCAUACCUCUGUAAGGAGACCACAUUCAAGAGAAAAAAGCCCAGAGGACCUAGGCAAGAAAGUCAUGAGGCAAACAUCUGAAGAAAGAAGGGCUAUGUUUGCUCAAUGGAAUGAAGAUGAUGAGAAGCAAUAAUAGAAUGGCUCAAGAGUAAUAUAAAUUUGA
This is a messenger RNA of Stylonychia lemnae, 1197 nucleotides long. Lineage: Eukaryota; Ciliophora; Spirotrichea; Sporadotrichida; Oxytrichidae. The record is from the annotation of a GenBank genome assembly.